Dichotomopilus funicola is the source of this 1344-nucleotide messenger RNA. RefSeq lists its product as uncharacterized. The record is from RefSeq and is a predicted model, not a curated record. The transcript has 3 exons. The coding region runs from base 1 to 1344 and encodes 447 amino acids. NCBI's taxonomy places the organism in Eukaryota, Fungi, Ascomycota, Sordariomycetes, Sordariales, Chaetomiaceae.
AUGGAGACGAUCAAGGAAAAUCAGGACAAGAAAUCACAUAAGCAUGGGGUGCUCUCUGAGUCUGCACUUUUCUCGGUCGUGAAGCCGAACCCGUGGACGGCCGAUGUGGUGGUGUCUACAGCCAUGGAUGGUUUGACGGGGAGGUCUGCGUCUUUGAAGACACCGAUCGGCCGCAAGCCGAGCUCCCGGGUUCGCGAAUGGGUAAAGAGGUCGAACACUAGCGGGACCAUGGCGGCAACAAAGUCAACUGCCUCAGAGCCCCCGAAACCCAAGAUUAGACACCUGGGAGGCGGACGACUAGACGUGGUACGGGCCCAAGGACCCGCCAACAACACGACCCUUCUCGCGCCGGCCCCUAAACGGACGUUGAGGAGCCGAGCCAGUUCGAUCGAAAGCCGAGCAACGCAAUGGCUUGACUUUUACACCGAGUCACCCGAAGGCAGCAGGAAAGCCUCCACGCCGCCUCCCAUGCCCAACCUUUCUCGGUCUCCCGAGACGCCACCUAAUAGCGGGCAUAGACGUGCCGAGUCGCACUCUGAUCUACGACCAGCACCGCUCCGCGUGCCUUCGUCAGAGGGACGCCCGAGUCCUGACGAGCUCCCAACGCCACCCAAGCCCAAGCCUAGCCCAGCGGCAGCAGAACCGGCGGCAUCCAAACCCCUAACGCGGCAGAAUUCAAAGUGGAAGCCCCUUCCUACGCUUCCGGGCCCGGCCCAACAUCAGGACCACCCACCCCGGUUGAAACUAGACACAGUCACGGAGGCGAUCUCGGUGGAGUUUGGGUUUGAGAAUCCCGCAUCGGCAGCUGCAGCAGCGUCGUCGCCUACCCACCGCGGGGGACGCUCACCACCACUUGAGCAAAAGUUCAACGGAGUAGUCAUCCCUACCAUCCGCUUCGACUCGCCUCCUCCCACGCCUGACAGCAGCGCUGGCGGUGCUGCCAAGGUGCAUCUGGAGAAGAGGGGCAUGGACGGGCCCACACAGAAGAGCGAUGGCGAGCCCGACGCAUCAUUCUCAUCAUCGCACGCGGUGCCGGUCGCUGGGUCACUACCGGCAGACGCCCGCCCCAUGGGCUCGGCCCCGUGUCCCGGUUCAGGCUCCGGUUCAAGCCCAGGGCCAGGACGACAGAUUACCCGCCAAGAGCGGAUCUGGCUGCACGUCAACUACCGAGGCGAAGCGCCGUUUUUGCGAGCGUGGGGUCUGGAUAUCGCCAAGCCAACUGAUCGGGCGGAAGGGCUGGCUAUUCUCAGGGAGUUGAUCCAAGCCGAGGAGGGGCGGACUAAUAAAAGAUCGCGUGGGUCAAGGGAGACGUUGAACGGGGGACGGGGGCUGAAUUUGAUUUGA